AUGGCACAAGUUGGAGAGCUCGUGAAUCAUGACCGCCUUUGCUGUUUUAUCUGCCAGGACAUAUUUAAGGACCCUGUGACUAUUCCUUGUGGACACAACUACUGUAAGAGUUGCAUUAAGGGUUAUUGGAAUCAGGAAGAUAAUGGUGAUGAGUACAGCUGCCCCAAGUGCAGAAUGACUUUCUUCCCAAAACCAAUUCUGUGCCAAAACACUAUGGUAGCUGAACUGGUAGAGAAACUGAAGAAGACGGGACUCCAGACUACUCCUCCUGAACACUGUUACGCUGGACCUGGAGAUGUGGAGUGUGAUGUGUGUACUGGGAGGAAGAACAAGGCUGUCAAAUCCUGUCUGGUGUGUAUGGUCUCUUACUGUGAAACUCACCUCCAGCCUCACUAUGACUCUCCAACUUUUAAAAACCACAAGCUGACGGAUGAUACUGGGAAGCUGAAGAACAAGAUGUGUCCCCAUCACGACAAAGUUCUGGAGGUCUACUGCCGUACUGAUCAGCGGUGCAUCUGUCUGCUGUGUGUUAUGGAUGGACACAGACAACAUGAAACAGUCUCAGCUGGUGUGGCAAGGACUGAGAAAGAGAAUUAUCUGGUGGAGAAACAAAAGGAGUUCCAGCAGGGGAUCCACCGGAGAGAGAAGGAGCUGCAUGAGCUGAUUCAGGCUGUGGAUUCACUCACAAACUUUGCUCAAGCAGCAGUGGAGGACACUGAUAGGAUCUUCACUGAGAUGAUCCGCUCCAUUGAGAAAAGACGCUCUGAGGUCAAACAUCUCAUCAAAGCUCAGGAGGAGGCUGCACUGAUUCGGAGUGAAAGGCUCCUGAAGCACUUGGAAGAGGAGAUUGAUGAGCUUAAGAAGGGAGUUUCUAAACUGGAAGGACUUUUCCAAACAGAGGAUCACAUUGAUUUCCUCCAGAGUUCCCAGUCUGUCUGUGUCCCUUCUGCAUCUGCAGAAUUUCCCAGCGUCACUAUCAGUCCAAACUGUUCAUUUGGGAUCCUGGAGACACCGAUCUCCAAUCUAAAAGAUCAACUUGAGAAGAUCCUCAAAGAAGAAACGUUCAAGAUAUCUGAAAUAGUUAAAGAAAUUCAUGUUAUAGAACCCAGGAUCAGAGAGGACUUUUUACAGCAUGUCUGUAAGCUCACUCUGGAUCCCAACUCAGUCCAUAACCAGCUCUGCCUGUCUGAGGAGAACACUGUGGUGAUGCUGGCAGAAAAUGCCCAACCAUAUCCUGACCAUCCAGAGAGAUUUGACUCCUGGCAGGCAGUUCUGUGUAGAGAGGGUCUGUCUGGGUGCUCUUACUGGGAGGUUGAGGGGACUGGGAGAAAUGGGAGUCACAUAGCAAUGUCAUAUAAAGGGAUCGGUAGGAAAGGAAAGGAUCUGAACUCCCUUUUUGGAUGUAAUGACAAGUCCUGGCGGUUGUAUUGUUCUCCCACCAGUUACUCUUUUUGUCACAACAAUGAGGAGACUCCAGUAUCUGGUCCCAGUUCCUCCACAAUAGGAGUUUACCUGGAUCACAGGGCAGGAACUCUGUCCUUCUACAGUGUCUCUGACACAAUGACCCUCCUUCACAGAGUCCAGACCACAUUCACUGAACCCCUCUAUCCUGGGUUUUAUGUGAAUGUUGGAUGUACUGUAAAACUGUGCUCUCUGUGCUGAGGGGGAGAGUGUGAGAUUACGAAAUUAUCACUUUUUCUGUGUAGUGCUUUUGAUUUCAGAUACUAUGAUUUAAACACACAGUUAAGCAAAAAGGGUGGGACAUGAAAGGUGAGCAUUUUGGAUCUGGGAGCAGUAAUGUUUACUCAACUGAAUUUGCUGGCAUGUUGUCUUUGCAGUAACACCAGCCCACAA
This is a messenger RNA of Scleropages formosus (Asian bonytongue), 1854 nucleotides long. Its product is annotated as E3 ubiquitin/ISG15 ligase TRIM25-like. The record is from RefSeq and is a predicted model, not a curated record. Gene Ontology annotation, molecular function: protein binding; zinc ion binding. The transcript has 6 exons. Bases 1 to 1662 code for a protein of 553 amino acids. Lineage: Eukaryota; Metazoa; Chordata; Actinopteri; Osteoglossiformes; Osteoglossidae.